Eupeodes corollae is the source of this 2514-nucleotide messenger RNA. RefSeq names its product protein claret segregational. The coding region runs from base 161 to 2380 and encodes 739 amino acids. Gene Ontology annotation, molecular function: ATP binding; microtubule binding; microtubule motor activity. NCBI's taxonomy places the organism in Eukaryota, Metazoa, Arthropoda, Insecta, Diptera, Syrphidae. The record is from RefSeq and is a predicted model, not a curated record. Gene Ontology annotation, biological process: microtubule-based movement. The transcript has 3 exons.
UCCAACGGGCGGUAUCGUUUUCGUUUAUCGCAAUUUUUGUUUGGAUUUUGGAAUAAGAAUUUUGAUCUUUUCUUAAAGUGUUGCGAUAGAAAUAUUCAAUAAAAACCUUAUUGUUUAUAUUUAUUAUUUUAUUGUGUGAUAAAAAAAAAACUAGACACUAAUGGAGUCACGAUUGCCGAAACCAUCGGGCUUAAAAAGGCCAAUUUCGGUAACGAAGAAUAUUUUACCAAUGGACCGCAUCAAAUCAAAUUCCAAUAUGUUAAAAAUGCAUCAUAAUAAUUCUUUGAGUUCUGUUUCUGGACCUCUGUCCAGAGAUAUCGCUAAUAUUCCUUCGUUUAAUAUGCGAGGACGCCCUUUAUCGCCUAACCUGCCAAGAGUUCAGGAGAAUAGAGCAAAACUACGCCGCAGUCGCUCGGUGUGUGAUCUUCAAAUGAACGCUAAGAGCCGAGCUCUAAAGACUGCUGACAAUAUACCCACAAAAGCAUCAUUGCGGCUUCCUCUAGCGCUCAAUGGUUUUUCUAACUCUGGCAAUGGAAACGACGCAUUUAAGUUCAAUCAAAAAGCCAAAAUGCGAAGAAGUCGUUCGGCUUGUGAUUUGCGGAUGAAUGAAGCGCGAGCACCAAAACGAGCGGAGAUUACUCAUGCCCCGAUCCCAACUAAAAUGGCCCGAAUGCACACCACUACGAACAUAGCACCCCGUACUGCCCUACUUCCCAAUCGCAAUAAACCUACAGGAGCAACAAACUCAAAUACAAGUACCAAGAGCAAUGCAAGCAACACAUCUGGCCCAAAUUUCAAAGCCGGCGCCGCCGCCAAAAACACAUCGACUUCUUCAUCUACAACAGGAGCAGCCAAGCCCAUAAACAAACGAAUCGCACCGUAUGACUAUAAGGCUCGUUACAAUGAUCUUCUGGAGAAACACAAAACACUCAAGGAUAAGUACGAAGAAAUGCGAGACAAUUUGUCGAGCAUGGAAAAUCUUCCCGAGCAAUUCGAAGAAUCCCAAGCGCAGCUGUUCUCUGUUCGAGAGGAAUUGAAAAAUGCUCAAACCGAAGUCGAAUGCUUAAAGAGGCAAACCAACUCACAGAGCAUUAAGAUAACUUCUAUUACAAAUUGUCUGGAAUCUACAAAAGAAGAUUUAGAAAAACUCAAGGAAGAUUUUGAGAAACUCUUUAACAACCACGCAAUCUUGGAAAAAGAAGCUAUUGAACUCCGAUCAACGACAUCGGUUCUUACGAGUGAAAAUUCAAAACUUCUCAUAGAACUAGCAGCAUGCAAGGACCAGCUUUUUCAAGCCAAUAUGGAACGCAAAGACUUACACAAUGCUGUCAUGGAUCUGCGUGGCAAUAUUCGGGUGUUCUGUCGUGUGCGGCCACCACUUGAAUACGAAGAAGAUCGAUUGUUGUGCGGUUGGAAUUACCUGGAUGAGACUUCGCUCGAAAUUCAUAAUUUAGAAAUGCAAGCUUCAGGAGCCAAAAACAAAGUUUCGAGCCAUGCAUUUUCAUUUGAUCACGUAUUCCAUUCGCGAUCAAGGCAGGAAGAUGUUUUCGAAAUGGUAUCACCAUUGAUCCAGUCCGCCCUUGAUGGGUAUAACAUUUGUAUUUUUGCAUAUGGUCAAACUGGCAGUGGAAAAACUUACACAAUGGACGGAAUACCAUCGAAUGCUGGUGUAAUUCCGCGAACUGUAGAUUUGCUUUUUGAAUCGGUCAAGAAUUAUAAAAAUCUAGGUUGGGAAUAUGAGAUCAAAGUGACCUUUUUGGAGAUCUAUAACGAAGUACUGUACGAUUUAUUGAGCAAUGAACAGAAGGAAAUGGAAAUUCGAAUGUCGAAAAAUAAUAAAUCCGACAUUUACGUAACUAAUAUAACCGAAGAAAGAGUCAAUAGCGCCAGCCGCCUGCGCCAAUUAAUGGAUGUUGCCAAAAUGAACCGUGCCACUGCAGCCACAGUAGGAAAUGAUCGUUCGUCACGAUCGCAUGCAGUAACAAAAAUCGAACUUAUUGGUUCGCAUGCCGAAAAAAAUGAAAUAUCAGUUGGAACUAUUAACCUGGUUGACUUGGCAGGUUCGGAGAGUCCAAAAACUAGUAUACGAAUGAAUGAGACUAAAAACAUCAACCGCUCACUAAGUGAACUGACAAAUGUUAUCUUGGCACUGCUACAAAAACAAGAUCAUAUUCCGUAUAGAAAUUCAAAGUUAACACAUUUAUUGAUGCCGAGUUUGGGAGGAAACUCAAAAACUCUUAUGUUCAUAAAUGUGGCUCCGUUCCAAGAUUGUUUUGUAGAGUCUGUGAAAUCUCUUCGAUUCGCUGCAACUGUUAACUCAUGCAAAGUAGCCAAAGCAAAGAAAAAUAAAUUUCUCAAUACAUCAGCAUCGUUUGGGUGAAAAAAUAUCGUCCGACAACAAGAGAGGUGGUGCAAAGCUGAAACAUAAUGUGGGUGUUUUAUUUACUGUUGCAUAUUAGUUGUUUAUUUUAUUCUUUAUUUUUGUAUUAUUAUUUAAUAAAAUAAAACAUGUGA